AUCUAUUGCCGCCGACUUGAUCCCAGAACCUUCCAUCCCCUGUUGGCGACAAUCACUAUCGAACCUCACCUUUGCUCCCCAGACACGACCAGCCUCCUACUUACCACGCGCGAUGGCGGACGAAUACGAUCCCGAAAACCAAGGAAAUGCUUGGGAAGACGAUGAAGGUUAUGGUGUUGCAGAUGACAUUCAACAAUCAGAAAAUACACAGCAUAGCGCCCAUCAAGAUCAAGCUUUAUCUGUUGACCAAGCCCCUCGUGCUUCUGGUGAUACCCCAUCGAACGAUGGCGCCUCAGAUGUAGGCGACUAUGACCCAGAGGCGGUCACGUCUAGCAUGGACCAUACUCCACAGAUUGUUGAGCCGAAGGCUCCCCUCAAGCCUUUGCCCCAACCCGCGUCGAAGAAGCCCAAGACAGCCGGAGGCUUCCUAGUGGGAGACUCGGAUUCUGAAGAUGAUGCACCUACACCUACAUCCAAUGGUCUUCCUGUCCCGGGUCCCAGCCCUCAGGCCAAACCCCGGGCCCGUUCACCAUUGCAGCAUUCCAUGGCAGCGGAAGAGGCCGGGCACAGCACUCCUAACACAGCCUUCCCUCACCAGUCCAAUGAGACUGCUCCUGCUCCCGGCAACGGACCCGGCGCCGGUCCCAGAGCUGCUGCCUCCACGUCGAGCCCCAAGUCAAAACCCCCUCAUGACAAGAUAGCCAUCCUAGAGGGCCGAGUUCGCGAAGAUCCUCGUGGUGCAAUGGAUUCUUGGAUGGCACUCAUUGCCGAAUACCGUGCGCGGAACAAGGUUGAUGAAGCAAGGGAUGUGUACGAGCGCUUUUUGGCAGUCUUUCCGCAAGCAGCCGAUGUUUGGGCCGCUUAUCUUGAGAUGGAGCUGGGCAUGAAUAACUUUGUCGAGACCGAGCGUAUCUUCAGCAUGUGCCUCAUGGGAACACAGAACGUGAACCUGUGGACUAAAUACCUCGACUACAUCCGCCGACGGAACGAUCUGAACGAUAGCACUGGACAUGCCAGACAAGUUGUGGCCCAAGCGUACGAGUUCGUCAUCGACAACAUCGGGCUCGAUAAGGACUCCGGGAGGAUCUGGACCGAGUACAUCCAGUUCAUCAAGUUCGGUCCCGGCCAGGUUGGUGGGAGCAGUUGGCAAGAUCAGCAGAAGAUGGAUCAGCUGCGCAAGGCGUACCAGCGAGCCAUCUGCGUGCCGAUCCAGAACGUCAACACUCUGUGGAAGGAGUACGACCAGUUUGAGAUGGGCUUGAACAAGACCACGGGUCGCAAAUUCUUGGCCGAGCGCUCGCCUGCGUACAUGUCGGCCAAGAGCGCCAACACGGCGUUGGAAAACAUCACCCGGGGACUGCAGCGGACCAAUCUACCGCGCUUGCCGCCUGCUCCCGGAUUCGACGGAGACCAGGAAUACAUGGAGCAAGUCGACAUCUGGAAGAAAUGGAUCGCCUUUGAGAAGUCGGACCCGCUUGAUAUCAAGACCGAUGAGCCUGAACUUCUCAAGAAACGCAUCUUAUAUGCCUACAAGCAGGCCUUGAUGGCCUUGCGAUUCUGGCCCGAGAUGUGGGUCGAUGCUGCCGAGUGGGCGUUCGAGAACAACGUGGCUACGAACGGCACCGAUGUCGGCUUGGACCUCCUCCGGCAAGGCAUCGCGGCCAACCCCGAGAGUGUCCUGCUCGCCUUGAAGCACGCCGACCGCAUCGAGAUGACCUUCCCCGUAGAGGAGAAUGACGAGGCCAAGACUGCAAGAGGCCGGGCCGUACGAGAACCGUACAACAAGGUUCUCGAUACCUUGUACGAUAUGAUCAAGAGUCUGAAGGAGCGGGAGAAGAUCGAGAUUACCAGGAUCGAGGAGGCUGCAGGCCGAGAGGCGUCUGUCGCGCCCAGGGUCGACGAUGACGACGACGACGAUGAUGAUGAUGGCGACGUUGGUGCGUCGGACAGAGCGGCGAGGGAGAGGGUGAAGGAGGAGCAGGUCAAGGCUGUGCAACAGGGCUUUGCCGCGCAAACGCAGCUUCUCUCCAGAACAAUCUCUUUCGUCUGGAUCGCACUGGCACGAGCAAUGCGCCGAAUCCAGGGCAAGGGGAAGCCCGGCACAUCUCUUGGAGGGCUGCGGCAGGUAUUCACGGAUGCCCGCCAACGAGGCCGGCUGACGAGCGAUGUCUAUGUUGCAAUCGCCCAGCUCGAGUGGACCGUGUAUAAAGAACCCGCCGGCGCCAAGAUCUUUGAGCGAGGCUCGAAGCUCUUCCCUGAAGACGAAAACUUCACCGUCGAGUACCUCAAGUUCCUUCAUUCGCGGGACGACUUCACGAACGCCCGCGUGGUAUUCGAAACCUGUGUCAACAGGCUCACCCAGAAGCCCGAACUAGUCCACAAAGCAAAGCCGCUCUAUGCCUAUUUCCACAGGUACGAGUCUCGCUUUGGUGAGCUUACUCAGGUUGCCAAGCUCGAGAAGCGGAUGGCGGAGCUCUUCCCCGAGGAUCCAACGCUCUCCCACUUUAGUGCGCGCUUCUCGACAACCAAGUUUGAUCCCAUCGCUGCACGUGUCAUCGUCUCGCCCGCCACGCAGCUGAGGCCGAAGUUCCCCGUCAUGCCGUCAAUCGAGCAACGGGCGGUCUCUGCUCAGGCCUCGCCACGGCCGCAGGCCCCGAGGGCACAGCACAACUCGCCACGUCCACAGCAUCAUCAUCUCCAGGCUACCAACUCCCCCAAGAGACCCUUCCCCGGCGACGACUUUGAGGACCUGAACCCCCCUCGCAAGAUGUUGCGAGGUGAAGAAUUCCAGCGUGGCGCCUCGCCUCUGAAGGGCGCUGCUGGCCGUAGACUGGACCAGCAACGCCGCCAAGGUGUGACAUCUCACAACACCGCAGCCCCCAGCAUUCCGCGAGACAUCACCUUCUUGCUCGGCCUGAUUCCUGCGGCGAAUACAUACAACUCGCAGCGCUUCAGUGCUCGAGGAAUGGUCAAGUUGCUGCAGGACACGACAAUCCCGGAUUAUGCUACCUGGAAAAACCGAGACCAGGGCAGCCAGCGACACAAUGCCCAACCCGGCUCCCACGCCCGCCAUACAUCAUCCUCCGAGUAUACCAAUCAAUACGGCUUCCAGAGCCGAGAUUCGCCCAACCCUCAGGGCCGACCGAUAAGCCCAUACACGGGGGUCGGAGCGGACCGCGGUCGUUUGGCGGGCGCGACUGCUCCUUAUCAGCAAUCCUCACUGCGACCCAGCUCGAGCGGCGGAGCCUACGAGCACCCCCCAGCCGCGUACUCACAGCCCCCUCCUCUUCAACCACCACCCUCCUAUGGACAAGGCGUACCACCACCCGCUCAGACACCCUACGACGGUGGGGCCUGGCCGCCUUACGGCGCGGCUCCCCCUCCAAUGGCCCCUCAAGGCUAUCCUCCCCCACCUACGAGCUAUACCCAGGGUCCACCCCAAACCCAGCCACCGUAUGGGCGGUAUCCAUACUAAACAAAAUACAAAAGAAGGCCGGCUUUGCGGUGCACAUGUGGCUGGCGAUGGCGGGAUCACCUGGAUCACGCCACCCACGCCCGGAAACUUCACUCGCCGUUCUUGAUUCACGCUGUACUAGCCUAGUCAC
This is a messenger RNA of Phialemonium atrogriseum, 3605 nucleotides long. RefSeq lists its product as uncharacterized. The record is from RefSeq and is a predicted model, not a curated record. Bases 113 to 3475 code for a protein of 1120 amino acids. The transcript is spliced from 3 exons. Gene Ontology annotation, cellular component: nucleus. Gene Ontology annotation, biological process: mRNA 3'-end processing. Gene Ontology annotation, molecular function: mRNA binding; protein binding. Lineage: Eukaryota; Fungi; Ascomycota; Sordariomycetes; Cephalothecales; Cephalothecaceae.